GAAGCUUGAAAUUUCAAGGUCAGCCUAUGACUUUAUAUAACGACAAGUUUGUUUAAAUCGCUCACUGCUACUUUCAUACUCGCCAGUUCGUACGUUUUUUGGCGGGACCCUGUUAAGUGAAGUACUUUACUCGCAGCAACAAUGGGAGAAGGUGGCAAAGAGAUUAAAGGAUUGAGUUUCGUUGAGAAUUUUCUACUUAGCGGUGCGGCUGCCGUCAUCGCUAAGACUGCUGCUGCUCCCAUCGAGCGCGUUAAGUUGCUAGUGCAGAAUCAGGAUGAAAUGAUUAAACAGGGACGUCUUGAUAAACCAUACUCCGGUGUCAUCGACUGUACUGUACGAACUUUUAGAUCUGAGGGUUUGUUACCGUUUUGGAGAGGAAAUUUUCCCAAUUGCUUGAGAUACUUCCCUACGCAAGCGUUAAAUUUUGCUUUUAAGGACAAAGUAAAGUCAGCAUUUCAGCAAAAUAAGGAUGAUCCAUACAUGGUCGCAUUUUACAAAAAUGUUGUCAGUGGUGGAACAGCUGGAGCUAUGUCGCUUGUAUUCGUCUACUCCCUCGAUUACGCUCGAACUCGUCUAGCUAAUGACAAUAAGUCUGCAAAGAAAGGUGGAACUCGUGAGUUCAAUGGUCUCGUUGAUGUCUAUGUUAAAACUUUUAAGUCCGAUGGCAUCGUUGGCCUCUAUAGAGGCUUUGUCAUAUCUUGCUUCGGUAUUGUCGUUUAUAGAGGAUUCUACUUUGGGCUGUACGAUACGUUGAAACCGAUCUUCCUUGGAGCGGACGCAGGUGUUACAGUCAGCUUCCUUCUAGGUUAUGGAGUUACUGUAACAGCUGGUUUAAUAUCCUACCCGAUUGAUACCAUUCGCCGACGCAUGAUGAUGACAUCAGGCCAGGCUGUUAAAUACAAAAGUUCGAUUCAGUGCGCCGCGCAAAUAUUGAAGAAUGAAGGCCCAAUGUCUUUCAUGAAGGGCGCAGGUGCCAACAUACUUCGUGGUGUCGCCGGAGCUGGUGUUUUGGCUGGAUUUGAUAAGUUUAAAGAAUUAUACGCCGACUUCAGAUUGCCAAAGAAACCAACUCCCUAAACUUCGCAGUUAGUGAUACAUUGUAAAGCUAGUUUGUAAUUUAGUUCUAUUCUUGGAUAUCUAGCAUUUUCAUGUAACUGAUGGUUAUUAAAAAUCCUGCACCGCAUGCUUCUCACUUCUCAUUGAAAUUUUGGGUUUGAAAGAGUUCUUCACCUAUCAUGAAUCAAAACUGCUUUCCAAAUUUUUCUCUCGCAUAGUUGUGCUCACCUUUCUAGAUGCUGAAGUUAAAGCAAUUCUUUAGAUAAUAAAUUUUUGAAGAUA
Molecule: messenger RNA, 1338 nt
Organism: Trichobilharzia regenti
Lineage: Eukaryota; Metazoa; Platyhelminthes; Trematoda; Strigeidida; Schistosomatidae
Source: the annotation of a GenBank genome assembly